Notothenia coriiceps (black rockcod) is the source of this 1634-nucleotide messenger RNA. Its product is annotated as serine incorporator 3-like. The transcript has 7 exons. Gene Ontology annotation, cellular component: membrane. The record is from RefSeq and is a predicted model, not a curated record. The annotation marks the transcript as partial. NCBI's taxonomy places the organism in Eukaryota, Metazoa, Chordata, Actinopteri, Perciformes, Nototheniidae. Gene Ontology annotation, biological process: glyoxylate cycle. Gene Ontology annotation, molecular function: malate synthase activity.
AUGCUCCACACAUAUCUCAGGCUCCUGUGCUGAUGCUCCGUCCUAGAGCCUGGAACAUGGUGGAGCACAACAUGAUGGUGGGGGGGAAGGAGGCUCCUGGUCCUCUCUUUGACUUUGGACUCCUCAUGUUUCACUGUGGAGAGAAACUCUUCAGAAACGGGAGUGGACCCUUUUUCUACCUCUCAAAACUUCUCCUCUUGUCUCUCAGUUUCUGGUUCUUCAAGUUCCUGAUCCUGGUGGGAAUCACCGUGGGAGCGUUCUUCAUCCCCGACGGCAUCUUUAACACAGUGUGGUAUUACUUCGGCAUGGUGGGCUCGUUCUUCUUCAUCGUGGUGCAGCUCAUCCUCCUCGUGGACUUUGCUCACUCCUGGAACCAGUCCUGGCUUCUGAAGGCCGAAGAAGGGAACUCCAAGUUCUGGUACGCAGCUCUGCUCACGUUCACCGCCAUCUUCUACGCCCUGGCGUUCAGCGCCGUCGUGGUUUUCUACGUUUAUUACACCAAACCCGACGACUGCACGGAGCACAAAGUCUUCAUCAGCCUCAACUUCAUCUUCUGCAUCAUCGUGUCCGUCGUGUCCAUCUUGCCCAAAGUCCAGGACGCUCAGCCCAGCUCCGGCCUGCUGCAGGCCUCCUUCAUCUCGCUCUACACCAUGUACAUCACCUGGUCGGCCAUGAGCAACAACCCCAGUACGUCCCCACAGCCUGUUAGAGAGCGGGGCCGUGAGGAGCUAUUUCUACUCCUCCUCCCUGAUUGGUUCCCCAGGCCCGACGCGGCCUACGAGACGAUGAAGAGCACCAUGCCCUCGGUGUGGGUGAAGAUCGGCUCCAGCUGGUUCGGCCUGGCCAUCUUCCUCUGGACGCUCAUCGCCCCGGUGAUCCUGUCCGACCGAGACUUCAGCUGAAACCACGGUGACACGCAGCAGCAGCAGCUAGCACGUUAGCAUGUGCAGGCUAUAUGCAACGCUUGAACAAACACAGCUUUCGCUUCCAAAUGAUUGUAUUUACUUGCGUUAGGGCUGCACAAUUUGGUGAAAAAUAACGAUUAUUUUGGCUGGUAUCACAAUCAGGAUAUUGGAUGGAUUAAGUUUGUAGAUAACAAUGUAUAGGCCGGGAUAUCUCUGCAGCUGCACACACUUUAUUUAAUAUUACAUUUAAACACAUUGUCAGCCUUUAUCCAACAUGUUGAUUCAUUGUGGAGCCCUAACUUGUACCUCCACAGUUAAAAUGGGAGGUUAUAUGCUUAGUUUUUUUUUACCAGAAGCCAUUAAUAGCAAAUGAGCUGUCAGGUCACACUGUUACGAUGAUUACAUCCGAGCACUACCUGCCUUUCUACUGGAUCAAAUUAACCUUUUAAUGAUCCCUUUUUAAAGAGUUUAUCUCAAGUUAUGGUUGUUUCUACUUUUUUACCAUUCUCUUUAAAUCAGUUUUAUUUCAUGCAAAGGUGUCGUCUAAGAUUAUUCAAGUUAUGCCUUUUUUUUAAUGACACAGCUUGUCCACAUUUGAAAUGUUAGUGCGUUAUUAUAUUUUGCACACAAGCUUUUCAGAAGGAGCAUUUUUAAAGUCUUUGGUGUAAAGUGACUUCUUCGAUAAAAAUGUACGUUUAAUUAUAAUCAAUAAAGUUCUGUUUAAUGUGA